This is a messenger RNA of Morus notabilis, 1910 nucleotides long. RefSeq names its product laccase-3. The record is from RefSeq and is a predicted model, not a curated record. The transcript has 6 exons. Gene Ontology annotation, molecular function: hydroquinone:oxygen oxidoreductase activity; copper ion binding. Gene Ontology annotation, cellular component: apoplast. Bases 1 to 1728 code for a protein of 575 amino acids. Lineage: Eukaryota; Viridiplantae; Streptophyta; Magnoliopsida; Rosales; Moraceae. Gene Ontology annotation, biological process: lignin catabolic process.
AUGGAGACUUUCAAACUCGGUGUCAAGCCUUGCUGCUAUAGCCUCUUACUUGCUGUCUUCGGUUUGCUCGCUUCUCUUACUUCUAUAGCUGAUGCUGAAACUCACUACCAUCAGUUUGUCGUUCAACCAACUCCGGUGACGAGGCUGUGCAGAACCCGGAACCGAAUCACAGUCAAUGGACAAUUUCCCGGACCAACAUUGGCAGUCAGAAAUGGAGAUACCCUUGUGAUUAGAGUUAUAAACAGCGCACAGUACAAUGUUACCAUGCAUUGGCAUGGAAUUCGACAGCUACAAAAUCCGUGGGCAGACGGACCUGAGUAUGUUACUCAAUGUCCCAUCCAACCAGGAGGAACCUACACAUACAGGUUCACAAUUAUAGACCAAGAGGGGACAUUGUGGUGGCAUGCUCACAGCAGAUGGCUUAGAGCUACUGUUUAUGGAGCUCUCAUCAUCUAUCCUAAAUUGGGAACUCCAUAUCCCUUCCAUAUGCCCAAGAGAGAAGUUCCAAUUCUUCUUGGGGAAUGGUGGAACAGAAACCCCAUGGAUGUCCUGAGGCAGUCACAAUUCACUGGAGCAGCACCAAAUGUGUCUGAUGCAUAUACCAUUAAUGGUCAGCCUGGUGAUCUGUAUAGAUGCUCCAACAAAGAAACUGUGAGAAUUCCGGUGGAUUCAGGGGAGACAAUCCUUCUAAGACUCAUCAACUCUGCACUCAAUCAAGAACUCUUCUUUGCUAUUGCCAACCACAAGAUGACUGUUGUGGCCGCCGAUGCUCUCUACACAAAGCCUUUCACAACUCAGGUCAUUAUGAUCGGACCUGGUCAAACAACAGAUAUCCUCCUUACAGCUGAUCAGAAACCGGCACGCUACUAUAUGGCCGCACGUGCCUAUGAAACUGCUCAGAAUGCUGCUUUUGACAACACAACCACCACUGCAAUCCUUGAGUACAAAUCUGCCUGCAAGAAAGGGCUACAACCUUCAAGACCAAUCUUAUCACAAUUACCAGCAUUUAACGAUACAGCCACAGCAACCGCAUUUACUGCUAAGUUCAGAAGUCCUUCCAAGGUCGAUGUCCCUACACAGAUAGACCAUAACCUCUUCUUCACAGUAGGUUUUGGAUUAAACAACUGCACACGUCCUAAUAGCCCCCGUUGCCAAGGACCCAAUGGAACUCGUUUUGCUGCAAGCAUGAACAACGUUUCAUUUGUAUUCCCAAGAAGGACCUCCCUGAUGCAGGCUUACUACCAAGGUGUGCCAGGUGUCUUCACCACUGACUUUCCUCCUGUUCCUCCGUUGCAAUUCGAUUAUACAGGUAACGUGCCUCGGGGGCUGUGGCAACCAUCCACUGGAACUAAGCUCUACAAGUUGAAGUAUGGCUCCAGUGUACAAAUCGUAUUGCAGGACACAAGUAUUGUCACAACAGAAGACCACCCUAUGCAUCUCCAUGGAUACCAUUUCUAUGUUGUUGGAUCGGGUUUCGGCAACUUCAACCCGCAAACAGAUCCUGCUAAGUUUAACCUCAUCGACCCGCCACAGAGGAAUACCAUAGGAACUCCUCCAGGUGGAUGGGUAGCCAUCCGAUUCAUAGCAGAUAACCCAGGAAUUUGGUUGAUGCACUGUCAUCUUGAUGCCCAUAUCGUUCUGGGUUUGGCAAUGGCUUUUCUUGUUGAGAACGGAGUUGGAGCAUCACAAUCCGUGAUACCUCCCCCUGCAGAUCUACCCAGAUGCUAGAUUAUGAAAAAAGAGACCACAAGUUAAACCCAAACAUACCAUUAGAAGGAUUCUUGUUUUCUCGUGUGCUUUUGAUUUUCUAUGUAUUUGUUAUGCUGAAUUUGAAACCAAUAGAACAAUUAUGUGCUCCACCUGGAGUGGUAAUCCAGAAUUAGGUAGCGUCCAUCAAAAUGCUUGAUUUA